Zasmidium cellare ATCC 36951 is the source of this 1284-nucleotide messenger RNA. RefSeq lists its product as uncharacterized. The record is from RefSeq and is a predicted model, not a curated record. Gene Ontology annotation, molecular function: eukaryotic initiation factor eIF2 binding; GDP-dissociation inhibitor activity; translation initiation factor activity. NCBI's taxonomy places the organism in Eukaryota, Fungi, Ascomycota, Dothideomycetes, Mycosphaerellales, Mycosphaerellaceae. The transcript has a single exon. Gene Ontology annotation, biological process: formation of translation preinitiation complex; translational initiation; formation of cytoplasmic translation initiation complex. Bases 1 to 1284 code for a protein of 427 amino acids. Gene Ontology annotation, cellular component: cytosol.
AUGGCCAACAUCAACAUUCGCCGGGAUGUCGCUGACCCCUUCUACCGCUACAAGAUGGAGCGUCUCCAGUCCAAGGUCGAGGGCAAGGGAAACGGCAUCAAGACUGUCAUCGUCAACUUGAGCAAUGUCGCCCACCAGCUCGCCCGUCCUCCAAACUAUGUCAUCAAGUUCUUCGGAUUCGAGCUCGGCGCUCAGACCAAUAUGGACCCCAAGGACGACCGUUGGAUCAUCAACGGCGCUCAUGAAGCCAGCAAGCUUCAGGACUACCUUGACGGUUUCAUCAACAAGUUCGUCUUGUGCAAGGACUGCAAGAACCCCGAGACCGUGGUCAACGUCAAAGACCAGGAGAUCCUCCUCGACUGCAAGGCAUGCGGCAAGAUCACCAAGGCUGAUACCCGCCACAAGCUGGGCUCCUUCAUCUUGAAGAGUCAGCCGAAGAAGGGCAAGAAGGACAAGUCUACCAAGAAGGCUGACCGCAAGGCACGCAAGGAAGCGGAGAGGAACGGCACUGCCGGUGACGAUGAGGCUAAUGGCAACGGUCACAGCCCAGGCGACAGUGGCUCAGACCAGGCCGAGGAUGGUGAUGGUGACGGCGCGCUCGAUGCCGGUAGUGACGACGAGCUCACCCGUAAGAUCAACGCCGAGGCCAAGGAACUCAACGCCCCAGAGCAAGAGAAGGAGGUUGAGUGGUCUGUCGACAUGUCCGAGGAGGCCAUCAAGGCUCGCGCCAAGGCCCUCCCAGAGGACCUCAAGCAGAGCUUGGUCAUCGAGAACGGCGAUGACGAGGAUGGCGAAGGCAAUGUCUACGACGAGCUCGGCAAGUGGAUCGAGCAGUCCGCCAAGGACGAAGGCGAUGUCACCAAGGUCAAAGAUGUCGACAUCUACCUCAAGGCCAAGGAACUCGGUAUCGAGAGCAAGCACAAGACUCCUGCCGUCCUCGCUCAGUGCAUUUUCGACGACCAGAUCGUCAAAGAGAUUACCCCUCGCGCUGCCAUGCUCAAGAAGAUCAUCACUUCGGAGCGCCACGAGAAGGCUUUCCUUGGUGGUAUCGAGCGCUUCGUAGGCAUCGACAAGCCCAACCUCAUCCCACUUGUGUCUGGCAUCUUGAUGAAGAUCUACGAGGCCGACAUUGUCUCUGAGGAGACACUGAAGUCGUGGGGUAGCAAGGCUAGCAAGAAAUACGUCGACCUGCCGACUUCUCGCAAGGUUCGCAAGAGCGCCGAGAAGUUCAUCGAAUGGCUCAACACCGCCGACAGCGAGGAGGAUUCUGACGAGGACGAGUAG